GUCACACUACGCUCACCGGCUUUUAUAUCAAGAGAUUAAAUUUUCUAAUUUAUUCUUGAUUUAAACGUGCAAAAUGAAGCUCGCUCCGACUGUUAAGCUAAACAAUGGCUACGAGAUGCCAAUUCUGGGCCUCGGAACCUACAACCUAAAGAAAUCUCGAUGUGAGGCUGCCGUGUGCCACGCCCUCGAAAUGGGCUAUCGGCACAUAGACACCGCAUAUCUGUACAGGAAUGAAGGCAUUAUAGGCAAGGUUUUAGCUAAACUUAUUGGCGACCAGAAACUAAAACGCGAACAGGUGUUUCUGGUCACAAAGCUGUGGGACAUUUACCACGAACCCAAGAUGGUGAAACACGCCUGUGAUAUGCAAUUAAAGCUACUGGGCGUGGACUAUAUAGAUCUAUAUCUGAUGCAUUCGCCGGUGGGCGUGGACUACAUCUCUGAUGAAGAUCUGAUGCCCCACGAGAAUGAACAGCUGAGAACCAACGAUGUGGACUAUGUGGACACCUACAGAAGUAUGGAGCAACUGGUACAUUUGGGGUUGGUGCGCAGCUUGGGAUUGUCCAACUUCAAUGCCAAUCAGCUGAAGAGAUUACUGGAAAACUGCCAAAUUAAGCCUGCAAGCCUUCAAAUCGAGUGUCAUCCGGAAUUGGUGCAAAUCCCAUUAAUUGAGCUCUGUAAAUUCCACAAUAUCACAGUGGUUGCCUAUUCGCCACUGGGGCGUCCCAAAGCCUGCAAUCCGCUGCCGGAUUACUACACGGAUUCCAAGUUACUGGCAUUGGCAGCGAAAUACGGCAAGACACCAGCUCAAAUCAUCCUAAGAUACUUGAUUGAUAUUGGCACGGUACCCAUUCCAAAAGCUGCCCAGCAAGCCCAUCUCGUCGAGAAUCUGGAUAUAUUUGAUUUUCACCUGACGCCGGAGGAGUUGCUCCAAUUGAAGACCUUUAAUACAGGGCAGAGAAUCUGGAAAUUUGAAAAAGCGAAGAAUCAUCAGUACUAUCCUUACUAACAGAAGAUAUUUAGUGUUUGAAAAGUGUAACUACAUGUAUAAGAUAGAAUUUCGUUAGAUAGUUUAGGUUUUACGUUUUUGCGUUAUUUUUUUAGUAAAAUAUUACAAUGGUUUAAAAUGUCA
Drosophila sechellia is the source of this 1129-nucleotide messenger RNA. RefSeq names its product 1,5-anhydro-D-fructose reductase. The coding region runs from base 74 to 1006 and encodes 310 amino acids. The transcript has 5 exons. NCBI's taxonomy places the organism in Eukaryota, Metazoa, Arthropoda, Insecta, Diptera, Drosophilidae. The record is from RefSeq and is a predicted model, not a curated record.